Impatiens glandulifera is the source of this 1002-nucleotide messenger RNA. RefSeq names its product aspartic proteinase 36-like. Gene Ontology annotation, biological process: proteolysis. The transcript has 7 exons. NCBI's taxonomy places the organism in Eukaryota, Viridiplantae, Streptophyta, Magnoliopsida, Ericales, Balsaminaceae. The record is from RefSeq and is a predicted model, not a curated record. Gene Ontology annotation, molecular function: aspartic-type endopeptidase activity. Bases 1 to 1002 code for a protein of 333 amino acids.
AUGUCAACAACCAUGAUUACAACAUUAACUUUUCUUAUAGUCAUUUAUUCAACUGCCCUAGUAGUUUCACACAAGAUUAUGAUUCUCGAACGAGUAGUUUUAAAGACAAACGAUGUGGAGAAACAAGACCGCGCAAGGCAUGCAAAGAUGGGCAUAGUUAAUUUUACUGUUGUUGUCUAUGAUCCAGCCAAGCAAGGGUUGUAUUACACGACGAUAAAACUAGGCUCUCCCGCUAAAGAAUUUCAUUUUGAGCCUAAUUUCUAUGAUAUUGCAACUUCAUCUUCUGCUUCAACCAUCUCUUGUUACGACCCAUUAUGCAUUCCCGCCGGCGUUCAAUGUGCCAAUGAGAGUAAUCCAUGUCCGUUUGGGAUUAAAUAUGAAGACGGGAAUGUGGCGUUUGGUUACUAUGUAACCGACUUGUUGCAUUUCGAUGCAAUUAAUCCACAUUCUUUGGCGGUGGAAAACUCUUCUGCUAGAAUUCUUUUUGCGUGUAGCACAUUUCUGAAGGGCAUGUUAACUAGGGAAAACCGAGCUGUGGAUGGGAUAUUGGGACUUAGUUACGCUCAUCCAUCCACUAUUUCACAACUGGAAAAUAAAGGGAUUAUCCCAAGAAAGUUCUCACAUUGUUUUGGAAGAGAUAACCGAGGGGUGCUGAUUAUGGAUGGAAACUUUAAGGAGACAACAGGAAUUGUCUAUACUCCCCUAAUGCCAUCCUCGUAUGUAAUCCUUCCUGUCUUUCCUUUACCCAUCAAUCCAAGUGUCUAUAAUGCAUUAAGUGGUGUAAGAACCAUAAUGGACACUGGAACAGUUCUGGCAUAUCUUAUUCCAGAAACCUACGAUGCCUUGAUAAAUGCUAUAGAUGCCACAGUUACACAGCAAGAAAAUGAUGUGCGGAUUGACAUAUUGCCACAAGUUUCAUUCAACUUUGCCGGCAACGCUUCUUUGGUUUUGACGCCGCUUGACUACAUUACAGAUUUCCAUCCCAUUAUUGUGAGAUCUUGA